AUGGCUGUCUUCAUGUAUCUCUACAAGUACCUGUUCAAGGGCCCUGAUCACAUGUACUUCCAUGUUCAGCAAGACAAUGAUAAUACCAUUGACAAAGUUUCCAACUAUGUUGAUGGAUGCUAUCUCUCUGCACCUGAAGCUGUGUGGAGAAUACUAGGUUUCAAGAUCACCUCAAUGGAUCCAUCUGUAACCUGCCUCCCAGUUCAUCUCCCUGGUGAAAACAUCCCACAAUUUGUACAAGGUACUUCAGAUCAAGGAUGGGAACACAGUGACCCUCUUGAUGAAGAUGAAUAUCUAAAAGAACCUAUCCACCACUCCACACAAAACAAGCUGCUGCACACAAUUGAAGGAACAUUAUACCACACCUACCAUGAAGCUGCACUUUCAGUGGGCCUCUUCAAUAACAUCAAUGAAGGAUACUUUGCACUUGAAGAACCUGUUGCCAAUCACCAGCUACCUACUCAACUUUGCUUUCUCUUUGCACAGAUUAUCCUCAAGGGCUACCCUGCACUACCUUUAUGGAACCAUUUCUGUGGUGAUCUCACUUUCGAUUACAUCAGUCAAAGUAGCUCUGAACACAUCAGCACUGAUCAUGCAUUGCAACAAAUUGCAAGCUACCUCAAGGAUGGAUGCCACUCACUCAAAGACUUUGGUCUGCUGGAGCCUCAAUACCAAAGUGCUGAAAUCAUCACUGAACUUGAAGCCUUCAGUGGUCGUGAAUCUGAACUGGAACACCAAGCUCAGCAAAUGAAAACCUGGCCAUGGGAAGACCUUUUUAGUUGA
Molecule: messenger RNA, 783 nt
Organism: Suillus subaureus
Lineage: Eukaryota; Fungi; Basidiomycota; Agaricomycetes; Boletales; Suillaceae
Exons: 4
Coding region: 1-783 (260 amino acids)
Source: RefSeq, a predicted model, not a curated record